This is a messenger RNA of Bolinopsis microptera, 1854 nucleotides long. RefSeq lists its product as uncharacterized. The record is from RefSeq and is a predicted model, not a curated record. The transcript has 2 exons. Lineage: Eukaryota; Metazoa; Ctenophora; Tentaculata; Lobata; Bolinopsidae. The coding region runs from base 1 to 1854 and encodes 617 amino acids.
AUGGCCAUUAAUGUGCGUUGGAAAGAGUUAUUCGCUAACACCUACUCAACUAAGACGCUUAAACAACAUUUGAAGAACAUUGCACCAUUCGAGCAAACUUACACUCGUGCUCCACCUCUAGCAGACACUACCGUCGAGAACAAAUUGGGUGCACUUCGACGAGAUCUGAUCAACAUCACCAAGACAGCUCAAGUCACACCCAAUCUCACUCCAAAACAACGAACUGCCCUUAGAAACCUGAAGAACAAUGAAGACCUUCAAAUUUCCGUCGCUGACAAAACAGCAGAGUUUGUAGUAAUGCCUAAAGAAGAUCACAUCAGGACAACUACAACUCACCUCAACAAUGGAAACGUCUACAAGAAGAUCGACAUACCACAGGAUAAACUGGGCAAACAAAAGUACAUAAACAAGUUAACUAAAACUCUAGAAGACGAUGUUAACUCAACAUUCAAGAACAUUGCCAAGAGUCGUAAUCUCCCUCAAGAUGUUACUAACCUGAUUAAAAACAUCACACCAAAUGAUCUGAAGAGUCUUACUUUCUUUACAGCAGACGUCGAAGCUUUAUACACCAAUAUCAACGUACUAACAGCAAUAGAAGAUGUCAUGGAAUUUGCCAAAGAAAAUAGACAGUCAAUCAGUACAUACGGUCUCCAUCUCUCUGAUUUACAAGAACUACUAGAGACAACCCUAGGAAAGUCAUAUUUUGUCUACAACAAUCAAGUCUACCUACAGCUUCUUGGAUUGUUCAUGGGAACCAACCCUGCACCUAUACUAGCUACUGUCAAAAUGUGGAAACUGGAAAAACUUUCAGUCUACGUAGACCUGAGGAUAACACUGCCCACCUACAGCAGGUUUUACGACGAUCUAAACGGAGCCACCACCAACAGACGAAAAGCUCAGCAACUGUGCAACCUCAUCGAACAACAAGAUCCUGACAAACUUAUCAAACUAACUGUAGACUACCCUGACAAUCAGAACGACUUUGUUCCCUUCCUCAACACGGAAAUAAAGAUCGACUCAGAUGGAAUAGUACAUUCUAGACUCUACAGAAAACCACAGAAAAAGCCACUCACCCUCCACUACAACUCUCAUCAUACAACACGUACAAAGAAUGCUACUGUUGAGAGUAUGUACAACACCGCAAAGGCAGUCUCUAAAAACAGAGAAAACGAGAAGUACUCAGAAAAGAUGAUAGAUAAACUUCUCAUCAACAACGGCUACACUGAUAGAGUCUUAGAAACCAUAAAGAACAAGAGAAAACGUAGAAAGAGAAUUAAUCAGAACGUACAGAACAAAGACCAAGACGGAGCGAUUCUCAAACUACCCUAUGUCAACGAAGCUACUAGUCGCAAAUACAGAGAUGCUGUCAGACAUAGUGGACUCCCCAUCAAAAUUGUCGAGAAACCUGGACGGAAACUGAAGGAUCUCCUUACAGACUCCAGACCCCUUGACAAGAAAUCCUGUACAACAUCAAACUGCAGAACAUGCGCAGCUUUAACCGAUGGAGAAUGCACCACAACUAAUACCGUCUACCACAUCACUUGCGAAGUAGACAAUUGUACCGAGAACUAUGGUGGGGAAACAUACAGACCGAUCAAGUGCAGGUUCGACGAGCAUUACCGUAGUGCGGCAAAUCCAACAGCAAAAUCUUACGAAGAUAAGCCACUAGCAAAGCACUACAGGGAAAGUCACCCUCAGCACAAAGGCCCCCCAAAACUUAAACUUCAAAUCGUAGAUAGAGGAACAUCACUCAUCAACAGAAAGAUUAAAGAAGCCCGAUUUUUAGUUGAAAAUAAACCAACACUCAACGAUAAAACAGAGUUGAACAAUCUAACACAGUUUUUAGUUGAGUGA